Geodia barretti is the source of this 1137-nucleotide messenger RNA. The record is from the annotation of a GenBank genome assembly. Lineage: Eukaryota; Metazoa; Porifera; Demospongiae; Tetractinellida; Geodiidae.
AUGCAGUGGGGCAGGACAAUGCGCUGGAACCGCAGCAACAAGAGCUACCCUCGCCCUUUGCGUUGGAUCGUCGCGCUCUAUGGGCCGGAGGUCGUUCCCGUAUCAUGGGCGCAUGUCACCGGCGGGCGGGUCAGCCGCGGGCCCCGCUUCCGCGAUGCGCGGGCGCGUCUGCCCGCCGGCGAGUUUACCACCUUUAGCAUUGCCGAUGCCGACAGCUACUUCGAUGCCGCGGCCGCGCAAGGCAUCCAGCUACGCCGUGAAGAUCGCCGCAGCCUGAUCGCGGCAGCUGUACAGGAACUGGCCGCCCGCGCCGCUACCAUCGAAACGGGAGGUGCCGACCCGCUACCGCGCGGGACCUACGAAUGGGGGCCGGACGAGGAACUUCUGGAAGAAGUCACCGAUCUGGUGGAAUCGCCGCAGGCCAUUCUCGGCUCCUUCGAGCAGCGCUACCUGGACCUACCGCAAUCGAUCCUGACAGCAGUGAUGAAAAAGCACCAACGCUACUUCCCGGUUGUGGCCAAGCCCUCAGGCUCGGACGGCGCCUCCACUCUGGCUCCUCGCUUUAUCACGAUCGCCAAUGCCGACGAUUUGGACCAUCCCGCAGUGGUGCGGCAGGGCAAUGAGGGCGUCAUCCGCGCCCGCUACGCUGAUGCCGAAUUCUUCUUUCGGCAGGAUACGGCCAAGCCCCUCGACACCUUUACCGAACGUCUGGAUACCCUCACAUUCCACGCCAAACUCGGCUCGAUGCUCGAGAAAGCGGCUCGCCUACAAACGCUGGCCCCCCAGAUCGCACAGAUGCUCGGGAGCAGCGAGGAGGAGGUAGAGACCUCUCGCCAGGCCGCCGCGCUCUGUAAGGCGGACCUGGUUACCUCCAUGGUAGUCGAAAUGACCAGCCUGCAAGGGGCAAUGGGCGAAAUCUACGCCCUGAAAAGCGGCGAACCACCACCGGUGGCACAGGCGAUCCGGGAGCACUACCUGCCCCGCUUCGACGGCGAUUCCAUCCCCAAGAGCGCAGCCGGCCUUGCCCUGAGCCUUGCCGACAAACUCGAUAGCUUGGUCGGUCUCUUUGGUGUCGGCGUGACGCCCAGCGGCAGCGCCGAUCCCUUUGGUCUGCGCCGUGCCGCUCUGGGAUCGUGA